UAAACGAUUGAUCGGGAUUUUUGUGAAUUUUUAACUGAAAAUCUAGAUUAUCAAUUUUGACCAUUCUCUGCAAGCCGAUCACAGUGGUCACUGUGAGCGUUUAUAUAGAAUAAAAUCAGAGAUCGGUGGUGUCUUUGAGGAAUGGUCACGGAAACCGAUAUUGCACGAGCUUUGAAUUUCGUGUUCCUUAAAUUAAAACUCUGGUUGUUUUGUUUUGAUCGACUUUUAAAUCAUAAUAUCGCUCCAGUAUGACAGCCACGAAGCGGAUGGCGGCCUAGUGUAAUAUAGCGAAGACAAACUGGAACACCAUAUGUGAUACAAUUUAAGUAUAAGAAAAUUUUGUUAGAUAAAUAAUUCUGGAAUUCAAUUGUUUAUUAACAGAAUGAAUUAGAUCGUGCGAUUGCUUAUAUCUUCAACUGUAUUUCUUCAUUGAUUACGCUUCUUGGGAAAGACGGAAGUUGUUAUAAUUAUACACCCGUCUACAGCAUUAGGAGCUCGGAGAAAGCUUAGUUAUUAAUUUUCCUCCGCACUGUUAUUUGCCCCAGAAAUGAAGAGUAACUUAAAAUUGUUUCAAAUUCAGAAAUUAUUAAUUUUGAACCAUGAUUUCUCUUAGAAGGCGAUCGACUUUCUUUUCCAGCAUUCUAUUUCAAAUCUCCCAUUCGUUCUGCAGAGACAAAAGAAUUCACCAUCGAUUAGAACAGGUUCCAGCAAAAGAAAGAUAAAAGCGUAAUAAAACGCGGAAGCGAUUAACAGGGCAUGCAAUAGCCUCAGCACGUGUAGCAAGUAAAAUUGUACGCUCGUAUGCAAUCAUUGAGACGGGCAACGCUUUCACGUAAUUGCCAAGAUAUUAUGCUAUUUGAAAUUUCGACUGGCCGAGUGAAUCGUGGUUGCAUGUUACAAGGAAAUUGUUCGAAGGGAAAGGAAAUACUUAAAUUGCCAUCAAUUUUUUGGUUCUUACAUAUUGGAUAAUUAAUAAAAGAUUAGAUCGCGGUUAAUCGAGGCUCUGAUUUCAAUCCGACAGACUAUGAUCUAUUCAAGAGACGAAGCACUGAUCGUAAAUCCGAGGAUGAUCUACCCUUCGUCGACCUUCUGGCUAUUUUUCACCGUUGAAUUUUUAAUCGGAGCACUUCUAUCCGCUUUUCUUGCUGCUCUCGCGCUAUUGAAGUCCCUGUUACCGAAACCGCCUCGAGAUUUAACCGGAGAUGUGGUCGUAGUAGCAGGAGCCUCCUCGCCCCUCGGCAAAUCCCUGGCCGAAGAAUUCGCGAAAAAAGGAUGCACCGUGGUUUGUAUUGACAGUGACUCCAGAUCCAUCCAGGAAACAGCUUGCAAAUUGAAGGCAACUCAUCCUAGCGUUGAAGAAAUCACACCUAGACACAGAAAGGACGAUUCCUCGAGGCACGAAUCAAUGAUAUAUGCUUAUCAAUGCGAUUUAAUAGACAGGAAUGAUAUUCGGAGAACGGCAGAAAGAAUCAAGGAAGAUAUUGGAAGGGUUGAUAUCCUGGUUACCUGCGUUGGUAAUCCGAAUCAGGAUAUCUUCGAUGCGACUAGUAGGACUCUGAUGAGUCAUUUUUGGACAGCCAUGGCAUUCGUACCAUUAAUGUUGUAUCGCGAACGAGCUCAUAUCGUUGGCGUAACUCCCGUUGCGUCGAGUCAAGAUGCGUUCCAUGGUUCAAGAGCAGCGAUAGUCAGUCUGAAAGAAAGUCUUUGUCAAGAAUUGGGUAAUUUCAGCAGUCAGCUGACGUUCCUGGCAUUCACACCGAUCGUCAAAUCCAGCACGCCGAAGGAAAGCGAAGAACAAGUGGCUCGUAACAUCGUGCGUGCUGUUAGAACGGAUCAGAAUACAUUGAGCACCGGUUGGGUGUCCAGAUUCUUAUACCAAACAAGCUGUGCUGUUUACUAUGGAAUAACGCUCGUCACGCAAUGGAUCCAUUCCCAGGGAUGCGAUUAUUCUACAUAAGUUUUAUUUAUAAAAUAAAAUCAAUAGAAAAAAGGACACAGUAAAGAUGGACAGUUCGAUGGUCUGCAAACGAUGAUCGGGGCAAAAAUUCAAGUGUUUUCCGUUACUAUUAACAAAUAAGACACCAAUAGAGAUAUUUAUCCUAAUUAAAAAAAGGAACAUUAAUUUUUCAAUAUUUCUGCAGCACGUCGAGACAACAGAAAGUGAUCGAAUUUAUAUCAGGCACAGACAUUCUCUUCGUCGAAGAAUGCCCGUCAUUCGGGAAACAGAACGUCGUAAUGACCGUUGUCCGAGUUUCCGGUGAAUAAUAGCCUGGCGGUCUCGUAUCGAGAGCUCACGUGAUUAUGGAACACUCGUUUCAGCUCUUGCCUUUCGUUGAUUUCCCGGUAGAUCGAUAGAUUCAUGUAGUACAUCUUCGUUGCCACGGUGCACUCGAGCUCGCUGGCGAACGUGCCAACCAUGUUCAUGUAAUCGCAGUACGUCUGACGGUCGGAUAUGUUCCAUUCGGCCAUCACAAACGGCCCGUACUCCUGCCAAUUUUCUUUGAUGUGUUGUACGACCUGAUGAACACCGUUCACAUUGAGUUUUAUACAUUUGUAAUAAUCUACUGUGCGUUAUUCGAAUGAGCCAGAAAUUAAUUCUUAAUUAACAUAAUACGAAUAAAUAUUUGUAUUUGAGAAAAAUAUAAAGCACACCAUUGUACGUAGGUAGCGGUGCUCGUCUUCAUUCCGCCAGAGGAUGUAACUGAUCGCUCGGAACAUGCAAUUGCCAUCGCCGUAAAUGCUGUGCACGCGAAACGUGCCCUCGGUGCACCUUAAACGAGCCGUACCUAAUGAACGUAGAUAUAAAUUAAUGAACUUAAACAGAAAAAAAAA
Molecule: messenger RNA, 2832 nt
Organism: Osmia lignaria (orchard mason bee)
Lineage: Eukaryota; Metazoa; Arthropoda; Insecta; Hymenoptera; Megachilidae
Product: short-chain dehydrogenase/reductase family 16C member 6
Molecular function (GO): oxidoreductase activity, acting on the CH-OH group of donors, NAD or NADP as acceptor
Source: RefSeq, a predicted model, not a curated record